Molecule: messenger RNA, 2627 nt
Organism: Episyrphus balteatus (marmalade hoverfly)
Lineage: Eukaryota; Metazoa; Arthropoda; Insecta; Diptera; Syrphidae
Gene: Stam
Product: signal transducing adapter molecule 1
Exons: 4
Coding region: 188-2314 (708 amino acids)
Biological process (GO): protein transport to vacuole involved in ubiquitin-dependent protein catabolic process via the multivesicular body sorting pathway
Cellular component (GO): ESCRT-0 complex
Molecular function (GO): ubiquitin binding; phosphatidylinositol binding
Source: RefSeq, a predicted model, not a curated record
UUUAUCUUUUCUCUCAAAGUAUAUUUUGUCGUAAAAGUUUUUCGUCCUACAUAAAAAAGAAAAUAAAAAUACCAAAAUUACAAAGCAAAUAAAAACAUAAUAAAACAAUUAAAAUAUAAAUCAUCUAAUAUAAAUAUCAUUUAAUUAAAAAAAAAAAAAAAAACUAUAAGAAAAAAACAUCAAGAAAAUGGGUAUCUUCGGACAAUCGACACCGUUCGAUGCUGACAUUGAAAAAGCAACAAGUGAAAAGAAUACAACCGAAGAUUGGACUCUAAUCUUAGAUGUAUGCGACAAAGUAACAUCGAAUCCAAGAAAUGCCAAAGAAUGUCUAAAGGCAAUUAUGAAACGCAUGGGUCAUCCUGAUCCACAUGUAGUCAUUCAAGCAGUAACUCUAUUAGAUGCUUGUUGUGGUAAUUGUGGCAAACCAUUCCAUUUGGAAGUUGCUUCCAGGGAAUUCGAGAAUGAAUUUAGACGAUUGUUAUCAAAAGCUCAGCCACAAGUUUCAUUGAAAAUGCGUCAACUCGUAAAAAAUUGGGCCGAAAACGAUUUCAAAUCAGAUCCUCAAUUAAAUCUUAUCCCAUCACUUUAUGCAAAAUUGAAAAGCGAAGGUUAUGACUUUUCUGAUGCAGCACAAAAAGCACCAAAAUCUGCUUCAACAAUUGCCGCUCUAAAAGAUCCAAAUGUUGUCAGCAGCCAACAAGAGGAAGAAGAUAUUGCCAAGGCUAUUGAACUUUCUCUUAAAGAAGCAAAGAAUAGUCCCAAGAAAACUACAACAACAACAACAACUGCUCCAACAACAUACCCAUCUUUGUAUCCAUCAUUCUCUGGUUCAUCUGGUUCUAUCGGAAGCAUAACCUCAGGAGCAUCUACAACUUCUCAACCCGAACCACGUAAAGUUCGGGCUCUCUAUGAUUUCGAAGCUGCCGAAGAGAACGAGUUAACAUUCGUCGCAGGAGAAAUUAUUCACGUUCUCGACGACAGCGAUCCAAAUUGGUGGAAAGGUUACAAUCAGCGUGGCGAAGGACUCUUCCCAUCCAACUUUGUAACAGCCGAUUUGAGUGUCGAACCCGAACGCCUUGAUAUUAAUGUAAAAUCCAAAAAGACAGUGCAAUUCGAAGAAGAAACGACCGCCAAGAGUGAAGAUCAAAAGACUGAGGAAACUAAUUUUGUCGUGGAAAUCGAUGAACAGAAAAUCGAUCGUUUGUUACAUUUGCUUCACGAAGCUAAUCCCGAAGAUUCAUCCGAAGACACCGAAGAAAUGCUGCGUCUCGAGCAAGAAGUCCAUCAAAUGGGUCCUUUGAUCGAUGCCGAAUUGGAGCGCGUUGAUCGGAAACACGCCCAAUUGACACAGCUAUCGAGUGAUUUAGUAGAUGCCAUUAAUUUGUAUCACACUUUGAUGCGUGAUGAUCGAGCGGCGGCAUUCCCUGGAGCAGGGCAAUACAGUAUGCCUCCAAUGGGAUACACUCCACAGCAAAUGUAUGGUCCUGGUCCAUAUCCUCCAUACAUGCCGGCCCAACAACAAAACUAUCAUCUUCCCCAACAAUAUCCCCCAAUGAGUAUGCCCUCAAUGCAACAGCAACAAGGUGCUCCAACAAGUGCUCCGGGACAUAUGCCUCCAGUAACGGCUGCAGGAGUAAAUCCAAUGUUAUACGGGCCUCAUAUGCAACACACUCCCCAAUCGUCUCCGCAACAGAUGAUACCGGUUCAGUUCCAAAACGGUCGAUUGAACUCUGCAAUGCAGAAUGGUCAAUCUCCACAGCAAAUGAACAACAAUAAUCCCCAAUCGAAUCCGCAACAACAACCCUUUACACCACCACAACAUCAACAACAACAGCAACAACAACAACAGCAACAACCACAACUUUCAACUCAGAACUUUUCCCAACAGCCAUUACCAACUCAACAACAACAGCCCCCACAAACAAUGGGACAACAACAUCCAAUGAUGCAGCCACCACAACAGCAACAUCUACAACACACUCUCCCCCCUAACGGGCAACAGCAACUCUCGAGUCCAGUGCCAGCACAAGUUCCCGGCCAAUAUCAUCCACAUCCUCAGCAAGCGUUUCUAAUGCGUCAAUAUCCAAUGGCGAAUGGUAGUGGAGGCUAUGCCGCCGUACCACCACCAGUGUCGACAGCCAUCAGCUCAGCUGCACCACCCCUCGACAUGAUGUGCAAUCAGCAGCAAGUGCCAGGCGGCCUAAUGACUUCGGCAAUGGCUCAACAAAUGGCAAUAAAUCAACCUGUGACACAAAAUUUCCUUGUCCAGAACGAGGCCAAGACAAACAUUCCUGUAUUCCAGCAGCAACGGUAAAACCGCCCUAAAAAAACUAAAAGCUGGGUAAACAUUAUUACGAUUAUAUAUACAUUUUAUUAUUAUUAUUAUUAUUUUUGUUUUGCCUUAACGGUAUAAAACUAUUCAAAAAAAUACACACAUUUAUAAGAAAUCAUUAAAAAAAAGAAGAAACUAUGUAACGCAGAUGUUUUUUUUUUUUUGUUGCAAAAUAUAUUGUAUUUACGAGUAUAAACGGUUUAAUAGGAAUGGAAACUUCAAAAAAGUUAUUAUGGAGAUAAAGAGAUUUAUUUAAAAAAAAAAGAAAUCCUUCUCCUGAAACGAGUCUAAUUUG